CCUGCUGGACGGCUACAAUGGCGGCUCCCGGGUGGGUGCCAUAGCUGAGAUCCCCCCCCCCGUAUCCGGGACGCCUUCGCCCGGGCCACAGACUCUCUGGCUGCAGCCCCAGAAUCGAUUCAUCAGUGAGUGAAGGAGGCAGCGGCCCCCACAGCUGGACAGGACGGCGACACGGGGUUAUUCAUCACAGCUGUCAGAGUUGAGCUCAUGGCAGGAGAGUUGCAUGAAUGCUGACUUCAUUCAGUCAUCGCUGCUCCACCUGCUCCCCCCAAGGUGCUGCUCUGAGACACAAGGAGACCAGUGGAGCUGUGGCAGGUGGAGAAGACCCGGCCCGCUCUGUCACCUCUGUGCCCCUUCAGGGAGGUCACGCCUGCAGAGACCCCGACACCCCACUUCCUCAGGUCCGUGUUCUGACGGCGUUUGUGUUGGGAAUGAGUGGUGAGAGACUCGUUGACCAGCAGGUGGUGCUCUCGGACACCCCAGAUGUGAAGCUGCUCUGGAAACAUCUGGCUUUGGCGCCCUCUGCUGGAUGAUCCGUUGGGCUGCAUUGCAUGGAAAGUGUUGACAAACGCUUUUCAAUGUUCAGUCCAUGCCAUACUGUACACCACAUUCGAUACAGUGGUGCAGACACGUGACUCGUGGCAAACUAUAAAGCACCUCCUGUGUCCAGCAGGUGGCGUGGCCUCACUCGCUGGCUUCCCUCUGCAGAGGAGGGACUGAGAAACUGGCUGCCAAGCCGCGGGUGGACAGUGUUCUGAUGCAGGUGACGUGGUUCAGGUGUGCGCCUCACACACACACGCGAAACCCGAGAGCCCUGUGAACACGCCAUCAUGGCGGUGCCCCCUGCUGGUGGCCCCUGCACACAGCAGAUGUGUGGGGGAAAGCUGAAGGAAUCCCGAGUGCUCCAGGCAACAGCGCCGCUCACAAUGGGCCGUUUCUUAAUUUGGGAUCAGAAGUGGAAGUGGCACAAAGUGUCCACUGUGUCCGGCAGAUCCACCAGCGGCCCAACAAACCCGUCCUCACUGGGACACAGAGGAGGCUCUGAGCAGCACAACAGGGGGGACGCUCUGCUCAUGUGGACCCAGUUUGAAGUGGACUCUGCUGACACCAGAACCUGCGAGUGACCCAGCCCAGCACUUGCUCUGGAGGAGCGUCCAAUCAGGCUCUGGCUGGGUGGGAAUUCCAGCGCCCACAUAAGCCGCCGUUUGUUUCCUGCUCGGCACUUCACGCGUGGAUCUUCUUCGUCCUCCAGGCAAGUGCUCUGUGACUGAUGCUUCUGGCUGAGAGAUGAGGAGUCAGUGGGUCGGACUGUGGCCCGUGUCGCUGCUGUGGAGUCUCCAGCUGCUGCCUGCACAAACACACCAAGUGGUUUGUCCAGGCACACAGAACGGGCUGAGCUCCACCGGCUCCCAGGAGAACCAGUACAACCUGCUGAAGGAGCGCUACGAGGAGUGCCAGAUCGUCAUGGGGAACCUGGAGAUCACUCAGCUGGAGAACAACUGGGACUUCUCCUUCCUGAAGAGCAUCCGCGAGGUGACAGGCUACGUCCUGAUCGCGAUGAACCACUUCCAGCGGCUUCCUCUGGACCAGCUGAGGGUCAUCCGAGGAAGCACCCUGUACGAGAAGCGCUUUGCUCUCUCCGUCUUCUUCAACUAUCCCAAGGACGGGUCCAGUGGUCUGCGGCAGCUGCAGCUCUCCAACCUGACCGAGAUCCUGCAGGGCGGAGUGCAGAUGAUCAAUAACAGGUACCUGAGCUACGGCCCCUGGGUCUUCUGGCAGGACGUCGUCCGGGACGCCAGCGCCACCAUCGAGAUCAGCCUGAACGGAGAGAGAGGCUCCUGUCACAAGUCCUGUGGAGAGUACUGCUGGGGCCCCAACAAGGGCCAGUGUCAGAGCCUGACCAAGACGGUCUGCGCGCCGCAGUGUAACGGCCGCUGCUUCGGGACCAGCCCCAGAGACUGCUGCCACAUCGAGUGUGCGGCAGGAUGCAGGGGCCCGUUGGACGUGGACUGUUUUGCCUGCCGUCACUUCAACGACUCGGGCGCCUGCAUCCCUCAGUGUCCGCAGACGCUCAUCUACAACAAGCAGAGCUUCCAGAUGGAGACCAACCCCAACGCCAAGUACCAGUACGGCUCCAUCUGUGUGUCCCAGUGUCCCACUCACUUCGUGGUGGACGGCAGCUCCUGCGUCAGCGUGUGUCCUCCAGACAAGAUGGAGGUGGAGCGAGGUGGUCAGCGGCGGUGCGAGGCCUGCGGUGGACUCUGCCCCAAAGUGUGCGAAGGAACCGGAGCGGAGCACCGGCAGACGGUGGACUCCAGCAACAUCGACAGCUUCGUCAACUGCACCAAGAUCCAGGGCAGCCUGCACUUCCUGGUCACGGGGAUCCUGGGAGAUGACUUCAGAAACAUCCCUCCUCUGGACGCCAGGAGGCUGGAAGUCUUCAGGACAGUCAGAGAGAUCUCAGACAUCCUGAACAUCCAGUCGUGGCCCAGGGAGCUGAGCGACCUGUCCGUGUUCUCCAGCCUCACCACCAUCCAGGGACGCUCGUUGGACAAGCGCUUCUCUCUGAUGGUGAUGCACGUCCCGAGCCUCACCUCCCUGGGCUUGCGCUCUCUGAGGGAGAUCAGCGACGGCAGCGUCUACAUCAGCCAGAACCCCCAGCUCUGCUACCUCCACACCGUCGACUGGCAGGUGCUGUUCCGCGGACGCAGGACUCGGCUCAACAACGUCAACUCCAACAGGCGGCUGUCGGAGUGCGUGGCGGACGGCCACGUCUGCGACCCGCUGUGCUCGGAGUCGGGCUGCUGGGGUCCUGGUCCGGAUCAGUGUCUGUCCUGCAGGAACUUCAGUCGCGGAGGGACUUGCGUGGACAGCUGCCACUUCCUCUCCAGGUUUCCCAGGGAGUUUUCGGAGGCUGGAGGAGAGUGCCUUCCCUGUCACGCCGAGUGUCAGCCCCAGGAGGGCGGCAUCAGCUGCCGUGGCCCGGGUGCGCACGAGUGUGUGGCCUGCGCCAACGUCAAGGACGGGCCCAACUGCCUGUCCUCGUGUCCGGCCGGCGUGAGCGACGGCCACAGGGCUUUGAUCUUCAAGUAUGCCGGCAGGGAGGGUCGGUGUCAGCCGUGCCACCCCAACUGCACGCAAGGGUGCUCGGGUCCAGCUGCGGGCCACUGUCUGCAGGGUCUCAGGAUGGCCAUCAGCAGCGGGCAGAUCACCGGCAUCGCUCUCGGCGUGCCAGCCGGCCUCAUCUUCUGCCUGGUGCUGUUCUUCCUGGGCGUCUUGUACCAGCGCGGGCUCGCCAUCCGCCGCAAGAGAGCCAUGAGGAGAUACCUGGAGAGCGGAGAGAGCUUCCAGCCUCUGGGUCCUCGAGAGAAAGGAACCAGGGUCCACGCCCGCAUCCUGAGACCGUCGGAGCUGAAGAAGAUCAAAGCCAUCGGCUCGGGCGUCUUCGGAACCGUUCAUAAGGGUUUCUGGACUCCAGAGCGCGAGAGCAUGAAGAUCCCCGUGGCCAUCAAGACCAUCCAGGACGGUUCAGGCCGGCAGACCUUCACAGAGCUCACUGAGCACAUGCGCUCCAUGGCCAGUCUGGACCACCCCUACAUCGUCAGGCUGCUGGGCAUCUGUCCAGGCUCCAGUCUGCAACUGGUGAGCCCUCUCCACUCUCUGGGCUCGCUGCUGGACCACAUCAGGCUGAACCAGAGCAGCCUGGACCCCCAGCGCCUGCUCAACUGGUGCGUGCAGAUUGCCAAGGGGAUGUUCUACCUGGAGGAACACUGCAUGGUGCACCGGAACCUGGCGGCGCGAAACGUCCUGCUGAAGAACGACUUCCAGGUCCAGAUCUCAGACUACGGAGUGGCUGACCUUCUGUGCCCCGAUGACAAAAAGCAGGUCCACCCCAACACCAAGACGCCACUGAAGUGGAUGGCGCUGGAGAGCAUCAUGUUCCGGAGAUACGGCCACCAGAGUGACGUCUGGAGUUACGGCGUGACGGUGUGGGAGAUGAUGUCGUUUGGAGCGGAGCCUUACGGCUCAGUGCCGCCUCAGGACGUCCCCGGUCUGCUGGAGAAGGGCGAGCGACUCUCGCAGCCGCACAUCUGCACCAUCGACGUCUACAUGGUCAUGGUCAAGUGCUGGAUGAUCGACGAGAACGUCCGGCCCACGUUCAAAGAGCUGGCCAGCGACUUCACCCGCAUGGCCCGGGACCCGCCCCGCUACCUGGUGAUCAAGGUGGAAGGAGAAGGAGUCGCAGGCGCGGAAGCGUCUCACCGCCGACAGUCAGAGCCAGGACUUCUGGACCAGGACGAUGAAGAGGAGCCACCGGAGGACGCCCCCCCCCUCCAGCACUCGCCAUCCUGGGGCCUACCUCGCUCACGGAUCAACUCCUACAAGAGCGGCUCCUCUCAGUCCGGUCCUGUCGGGUACCUGCCCAUGAGCCCCAUGAGCCCUGCAGACAGCCUCCGCCAGCUGUGGUCUCAGCACUCACGCCGGUGCUCGCUCCGGGAAGCACAACACCGUGAAGACGCUUUGAAGUCCGGGGGUCUUCACAGAACCAGGCUCGGGUCUGAGCGGGCCCCGUGCCGAGUGUCUGCCGGCCGCCACAGGAAGUUCUCAACAGCUUCCGGUCCUUGUGCUUACAAGGUGUGGACGACGGGAGAGCAGGAGGAGGGGAACCUGGACGCAUACGUGCUGGCUGGGUCACCUGAUGUCUCCCAGAGAGUCAGUCAAGCAGCAAACUGUGGACGGAGGAAACGCACAAAGAAGCUCCGUGCGCCCGAGUACGAGGCCAUGAGCCGAGACACGCCACAGCCGGUUGUCUCCUCAGGACCGUGGAGCAGCCAGACCUCGCCAUCUCAGGAGGAGCCGCUCCGCCCUGAGUCGGAGGAGGAUGCAGAGGGUGGGCCUGAAGAUUCCAUGUGUCGGCCGUGCCCGGAGGACAAGGCAGGACGGGGCAGGUACGAGUACAUGGACAUCAGACGCUCCGACUCUUCUGAGGGGGAGGAGCCGCUGGAAGAGCCCUACGCCUGUCAAGCAUCUGCUGAGGAGCUAGUGACCGGGCCGGACGCGUCUGCCGCCGCGGCUCAGUACGAGGAGAUGACGGGAGCAGAGCAGGACCAACAGAAGCUGCCACUGGCAGAGGGCGGGGCCUGCAGGUGCGCGGGGAUCGGGGCCUACAUUAAGGUGCGCGCUGGUGUCGGGGAAGCAGGCGUUUCGUUCGACAACCCGGACUACUGGAACAGCAGGUCCAUCGCCCACACAGACGCUGUGAGGACCUGAGGACUGACCUCCUCACCACCUGCCCCAACAUGUCCGUCCCCCACGCCAGCCGCCGAUGAGGUUUGUUGGGACCCCGGCCCUGACAUCAAAUAAAAACCUUUUUUCCCUUCAAACAAGUGAAUGUUUUCGCAAGCGAAACGGACGUCACUGAAUGAUUGGCCGCAUCAUCGCUCAGUGACGUCACAGAGUCCAUGUCGCUGCAGUCUUCCUCCGCUACCGUUUGUGUCAGUCGCUAUAUACGAAGUCAUUGUAUUUACUUUCACUUGGCUGGGCAUUCUUUGUCGUUUCUGUUCCAUAUUCUUUUGUGAAGUCACGGAAUAAAUCAAGCAACAAAAGGACGCGUUAAAGAAGAAAAAAACCGUCGGAAGUGACGUACUUGCUCGCGCGCUGACGACGCUUCCCGCGACAGGACCGAGGACAAUCAAAGAGAACUCUGUGCCAAGAUGAUUCACCUAGCAAGCUUCCGGUUCAGUGUGGGCGAAAUCGGCUGAUGACGCCACAUCGACGACAGAGAAUAAAAAUCAUCAACAAUGUGUGAAGUCU
Messenger RNA from Synchiropus splendidus (mandarinfish), 5814 nucleotides. It is a transcript of the gene erbb3b, whose product is annotated as erb-b2 receptor tyrosine kinase 3b. NCBI's taxonomy places the organism in Eukaryota, Metazoa, Chordata, Actinopteri, Syngnathiformes, Callionymidae. The record is from RefSeq and is a predicted model, not a curated record. The transcript is spliced from 28 exons. Bases 1288 to 5271 code for a protein of 1327 amino acids. Gene Ontology annotation, cellular component: signaling receptor complex; basal plasma membrane. Gene Ontology annotation, molecular function: neuregulin binding; protein tyrosine kinase activity; neuregulin receptor activity. Gene Ontology annotation, biological process: positive regulation of kinase activity; cell surface receptor protein tyrosine kinase signaling pathway; nervous system development.